UACAGGUCGUACUUCGAAAGGACAGAACCCGCGCCAGGUCGCGAUGCCAUGCGCGGAAGCUGCAUGUGCGUCGAUGCAGGAAGCGAUGGAGAAGCUCAAGCAGGAGCACGAGCAUCUUCUUCAGGAUAAAGUGAAAUGGGACGAAGAACGAACGACGAUGAGUCGCCAAGUCGAAGCCUUGACGACGCAGAACGAUCAACUGCUGCAACGCCUAAAGGAAAGGGCUGCCGCUGAACCAGUCCUCGAGACGUCGGAACUGAUCGAUAUUCGAACCAAGUGGGCUGACGCACUGCAGCGAGAGCAAGCGUUAAGUGAGACACUGCGUCAGUUGGAGUUGGCGGCGCAAGAUGCAUCGAAAGAGGAACAAUGCCGACUCGACGAAGUCAAGACAGAUUUGGAGCUCAAGGAACGCGAGCUACGCAAGGUACUCCUGGAAGUUGAUCGAUGGAAGAAGGAACAUGCUGAAAUGAGGGCGGAACUCGAAGGUCUGGAGGCACGUGUCCGCGCGAGCACAACCUCAACGACAGACGCGACAAAUGCAACCCAUGCCGCGACUUCCGCUCUAUCCCAGCGCAUACGUCAGCUCGAAGAAGACAAGCGUUUGCUGGAACAAAAGGUGCUUGACAUGGAUGCGACCAAUGCUACCGUGGACAAGAUGAUCUUGGACUUCAAAUCGUCGUUCGACACGGAACGUCAGACGUUGCUGGCGCAACUCCAUGAAUCCAAGCAACGAGUGCAGCAACUCGAGAAUGCUGGGUCAUCGAUGGAGAUCGCAAAAGACUUGGAAGCUAAAGUCGCGAUCUUGCAAGAAAUGCGGGUGCAGGACAAGGAACUCGUCGCCGACGUUCGGCGCGAACUCAAGCUCAAGCAGAUGGAGGUCGCCACGUUCCAAACCAACUAUGUGCACAAGGACUCAUGGCAGCACAUCGAAGCGCAACUCAAAUUUGCCAACCAAGAGAACGACAUAUUGCGCCAGCAGCUCGCGCAACUGCAGGAAGCCGCCAAGAAAGUCGUUGCCCCAGAGCCAACGCCCGCUCCAUGUGUGGAAUCGAACACUCAAGCGACGCCAUCGACGCCGCCGUCCCGAUCCAUGCACGCAUCCACGGCAAAGCACAAGCCCAGCGUUGUUGUGCUGGACUCCAAAGAGGAACUCGAAGCUCAGUUCCAGGCGGGAUUGGAGCUCGACCACUGUCUCGACGAAUGCGCAACGUUGUACUUUGAAAACCGCCAGCUCGUUGAAAAGGUCGCCACGAUCGAAGCGGCCCUCGUCGGUGUGCAAGACCAGCAAGCUGUCUUGUACAGGGAGUACAUAGGCCAGCAGCAAAGCUUCAAAGCGCGCAAGCAACAGCUGGAUGCGCAGCUGGCAGCGUCGCAAACGACCAUUGACGAGCAAGCGAUCAAGUUGAAUCGAUUCGAAACGAUGUGGCAAACCAUGCAAGUGCAGUCGGAAUGGCAACAGAACGCCGCCGACAUGGCGCGCAGGCUCGCGCUGUUUGAAGUGAACCAAGCCAGGCUCGCUCGGCAGCACAACAUCUUGAUGGAUGAAAAACACACCGAGUACACGAGGCGCGUCGCGGUCGAAGACCAACUCCUCGACGUUGAAAAGGCGCUAAAAACGCGGUUGCAGUACUUGGAAUCGUGGAAAUUAGGUGCCAUGCAACGAAUGCAGGCCAUGCAAAAAGCGCUCCAUCAAAGCGUUCUGAAAACCCACUACGAUGCCCUCCAAGACGCAUACCAUACCCUCCAUGAAACGUACGCAAACCAACUCGACCGAUGGAAUAGCCUCCACGCAGUGUACGUCGAAGCACUCGAUCUCAAGGCAGAAAACACCAAAUUGCUGCAUGAAAAUGCCCUCUUGCGAGUCGGCCCUUCGUCCACGUCGUCUGCUGCGACUCUUCAAGACGAGCGCAUUCAAGCACUGGAAAUCACAUUGAAGUCUUAUGCCGCCCAGAUCAAGGAACUGACAAACCCACCCGCGGCGGCGCCAACGCCGCCACGUCAUGCAGAAUCGGAACACAACCAACCCACGCUCCAAGUUGUCCUGGAACAUCGCAUUGCCGAGCUCGAGCAAUGCUGCACUGCCCUGCAACAAGACGUGGAAAAACACAAGUCGAUUGCCGCCUUGGCUGCAUCUCAAGCGAACACACUCGCCCUGCGGCAGACACGGCAUCGCGACGAAGUCUCCCAGUUGGAAGAACGUCUUCGGGAGCUCGGAAGUCGAUCGGACGACGACGCAAUCAUCGGGCAGCUGCAACAGCGGCUCUUGACGAUCCAAGCCAACUACCACUCGUUCACUGACCGGUACGAGAAAGCGUUGGAAACGCAACGAGCGGCGCAAUUGCAAGUCAACACACUCACGCUGCAACUGGACGCUGUCACACAGCAUUAUACGUCCGAACUCGAACUUGAGCGGCAGACGAAUCGAGUGCUCGAGUCAACGAUUGCGACACUCAAGCAAUCCGACCAACGCGCUAAAAUCAAGCGACUCGAGGCCAUGGCCACACGCAUCGAGUCGCUGGAAGAAGAUGCCGUUGAAUUGCAUGCCAAAAAACGAGCGCUAGAACGACGAGUUGAAGAAUUGGAGGCUGGUAUGCCGACUCCUGCGACCGGCAAUCCAUCCGACGACAUGCACGAAUUGCAGCGAUGCAAACAUCGAAUUGCUAUAUUGGAGCAAAAAGAACGCUUAUGGGUUGAGCAGAUUGACCAGUUGGCCCAAUCCAACGUCCCAAAAGAAACCUUUCACGAGAAAUGGCGCCACGAGAAAGCCGCGCUGCAAGGAAAACUCGACCAAGCGCUGUAUGAAAUGGACGGUCUCAAAACCAAGUGCUCGAAAUUGCUCCAAGAGAGCAGUCAAAAGGACGUAAAAUUGCGAGACUUGCAAUUGAAACUCGACAACCUUGUGUUGGAAUCGCAAUUGGAAUCAUCGAUGUCGCAGCCACCGCCAGACGUGACGCCAGCACAAGGAGCGACAUUGUCGCGGCAGCCCAGUUCGCCAUCGAUGCGAAAAAAAGUUGGGUACUACGAAAAAGACCACCUCGCACUGCAAGAAGCCGCUCAAGCAACGAUCGCGAGUUUGAAAGCACUCGUGAACGACAAAAACAUUCGCAUUGACGAGUACCAGCGCCAGCUAGAAAAGAUGCGAGAAGAAUUUGAUGCGAAACAACGGGCGGCGCAUGAAGACCAAGAGCGGCGAAAUCGGCGACUCUACGAAGAUAACCACGUAUACAUUGGUCAGCUGAAAGAAGCCAUGGACAAGAUUCAGCAGCUUGAGGAACAUGGCGGCGGUAAAGCGGUCGUGGCCGCGAGGGAGAUGCAUCAAGGGUUGCUGGAGCAGCUGAAACAGGUUCAUAUGGAUCUCGAGCUCAAAGGGCAAAUCGUGCAAGAGCUUCAAGCCAAGAUUGACCAGCUGCGGCAAGGCAAGAAAACGGCGGAAAUUCGGUGUGGCGAAGCUUUGGAGGAAAUCGCGGCAUUGCAAAAGGUCAACCACGCCUUGGUCGACGACGUCGAGUCUGCCCAAAAGGAUAAAGCUCGACAAACGGCGCAGUGGAAAGCUGACUUGCAGGCAAAAGACAAGAAAAUGGCGCUGCUACGAGAUGCUAUCAUCAAGCUGAAAGAAGAGUUUCUCAAGGCACAGGAGCAACAAGCAGAAGAAAACGUGCGGGAGAAGCGGAAGCAGCUUUCUCAGCACGAUGACCGUGUCGACAAUUUGACGGAAAAGAAUGCGCAGUUGACGGCGAAGUGUACCAUGCUCCAAGAGAAAGCAGAAGGCCUUCAGACCGACUUGGACGACUUGAACAAGAAAUACAAGCGAGCGAUGGCACUCGUGGCAAGAGCUAAAGUUGCUCCGCCCGCUGUCUCGAGAGAAUCGCAGGAGCUCAAAUCGACCGUGUCUGAGCUACGAGAAGAACUGAAUCGGUGCAAGACCAAACUCGGCACGUACAGCUCCCAAGAACGAGACUUGGAUGUGCUGCAAGCUCGCGUCAAAGUUCUCGAGUCCAAGAAUGCAGCGCUGCGAGAAGCUGCCGCGACCGCCCAAGAACCAGUUCUGGUAACGAACCAAGACGAGAGCGACAAGCCCGAUGGAAACUCCGAAAAACGACGAGCGGCGUGGGAGCAAGAAAAGAAACUCAAGCGGAGGAUUGAAUUCCUGGCGAGUAAACUGGACGAAAAGUCGGCGGAGGUGGAUAAGCUGACCUCCCAAUGCCACCGACUUACGGAGCACUUGACCAAAACCCAGCUCCAACUGGCGGAUGCGCUCAAGCAGCCACGACACCAACCUGCGCCUCCUCUGCCUGGGGUGUCGCUGCGAGAAAACACCGCCUUGGAAUUGGACAAUUGCUACCAUCGCAUUGUCGAGCUGCAGCAACAGGUCCUGGAUGCGCGUGAGGCAGCGUUAGCACAGCUCGACAUGACUCCUUUGGUCGAAGAACGCCUUCAACGAGAGACCAAGGUGCUGGAGCUUUCAUUUCAAGUGGAGAGUCUGCAAAUCGAGCUGCAGCGCGCCCGCCAGAGUGCCACGCCGUCGACUCAGCCCACUGCUCCGACGGUGGAGGGAAAACGUGAGCCUGCGACUGUUACGACGGUGGCCGCGCUCGAAGACGUGAUUUCCAACAUGAAGCGAGUCAUGGAAAAGCUGCGCAGUGAGAACGAGCGGCUGCGAAAACACCUCAAGCCAGCGUCCAAGCACGCGGCGAGCAACGCUACCAAGGAGCUACAGCAACUCAGCGCUGUCCUCGACGGCACAAAGGCCGAGUUGCAGCAACUGCGCGUCGAGCACGCCGACCUGGCACGCAAGUUUCGCGCGCUUGGAGCCAAGUACAAAACCCUCAAGGACGCUCAAAAGUCACACACGAGCUCGGCUGCGUACGUGGCCGACAUGGAACGUCUGCACAGCGUGCAGCUUCAAGAAAAGGACAUGCAAAUCCAUGCACUCCAGCAGGAGCUCAUCCUUCGAUCCAGCGCCCAUGCGUCGCUGACAGACGACAGGUUACCCCGAGACGAACACGAUGGAAACGUCGAGCUCAUUCGACGACUGCGAGAAGAAAACGCUCGGCUGACAGAGGAAUUGUCGGCGUUCGACUUGGACUUUUUCGACGAAAUCGAAGACCUCAAGUUCAAAUACGCUCAGGCAGUGCGGCAAAAGCAAGCGCUGGAAAAACAGUUAGCCAACUCCACGCGGCUCGAGUGAUCCACCGCUCUUUCAAGUAGUCCAUGCGAUUCCGUCCGUUCGUUUGCUCCAAUCGCAACAGCUUGUAACAAUCGCAAGAA
Aphanomyces invadans is the source of this 5268-nucleotide messenger RNA. RefSeq lists its product as hypothetical. NCBI's taxonomy places the organism in Eukaryota, Oomycota, Saprolegniomycetes, Saprolegniales, Verrucalvaceae. The transcript is spliced from 21 exons. The record is from RefSeq and is a predicted model, not a curated record. The coding region runs from base 44 to 5188 and encodes 1714 amino acids.